Nilaparvata lugens (brown planthopper) is the source of this 2149-nucleotide messenger RNA. Its product is annotated as protein Wnt-5b. The record is from RefSeq and is a predicted model, not a curated record. Gene Ontology annotation, molecular function: cytokine activity; frizzled binding. NCBI's taxonomy places the organism in Eukaryota, Metazoa, Arthropoda, Insecta, Hemiptera, Delphacidae. Gene Ontology annotation, cellular component: extracellular region. Gene Ontology annotation, biological process: canonical Wnt signaling pathway; multicellular organism development; cell fate commitment. The coding region runs from base 663 to 1763 and encodes 366 amino acids. The transcript is spliced from 8 exons.
CGCUCAAACUCUGGAGCCCCGACCUCAGUCUUCGGCCGGCUUUCGUCCUGUAAGCACCUAGCACCCUCUUGUGCUGUCACGAUCCUAGUAGCGUGCGCGCGUCUCGAACCCUCUCGCUAAACCGAGAGUGGUGUACAGUUGACACGGUUGUUAGUGGUGUACGGUUGUAUAUAAGUGAGUGCAUUUGGGAUGUUAAUCAGCUACAAAUAACAAGUGAGACGUAACAAAUAAAUCAAAAAUAUUUCCCAUUCAAUACAAAGUACCCUAUUCUUAUCAAGCUACUGGAACAGGUACAUUGAACAAGUGACAAGUAACUCAAAAACAUUCGCUAAUUAGUAAUUGUAAUAAUUUACCAUCAAUAAGUGAGAAGUAAAUGUAAAACAUUUCUUUCAAAGUACGUAUUUGUAAGAAGCAACUAGAAACAAGAACAAAUUAUCAGUGACUUGAUAGUCUACUCCAGGUAGCAGUGACUAACUAACUAAAGUAGCAAGAUUUGCCAGGAUGUAGACCAACUCACAGCUAACUUAAAAGAAGCUGUCAACCGGUGAUCUGUGACCUGUCAGUGUGAAGAACAGCAUCACUGCCAUGUCGCGGUCACACUAGUUGGUGUCGCGAUACGUUUGUGCUGUUACGCCGCUGUUACGACAGACAGGUGCAUAGAGAUGUCGGCGUGCCGUCUGCUAGUUACGGCGGUGUUACUGCUCCUGUUACGACCCGUCGCUCCAACUUCAACGGCUGGCAUUGGAUCAAUGUCGGCAACCUCAAUCGUAUCUGCUACCUGGAUGGACAUGGUAGGCCAGCCGGAAGAGGAGAGCGUAAGCUGCGACAAACUGACCGGCCUGUCGCCGGGUCAGACGAAACUGUGCAGUUUGUACGCGGACCACAUGCCGGGUGUGCUCCGUGGCGCACGCGACAGCACGCAGGAGUGCCAGUGGCAGUUCCGUCAUUUGCGCUGGAACUGCAGUACGGCGCACCACGAGAACACCCUCUUCGGACCCAGUCUCAAGUUGGCGAGCCGCGAAUCGGCGUUCACACACGCGGUGCUGGCGGCAGGCGUGUCGCACGCGAUAUCGCGCUCCUGUCGCGAGGGCCAGCUGUCCAGCUGCAGCUGCUCGCGGGCGCAGCGGCCGCGCGACUUGCAUCGCGACUGGAUAUGGGGAGGCUGUGGCGACAACCUCGAGUACGGAUACAAAUUCACGCAAGGAUUCGUAGACGUUAGAGAACGCGAGAGGAGAACAAAGAGAGGAUCGAGAGCCCACGCGAGAACGUUAAUGAAUCUGCAUAACAACGAGGCUGGCAGAAGAGCGGUUGUGAAGAAGUCGAGAGUUACUUGCAAAUGCCAUGGAGUGUCAGGGUCGUGCAGUCUGGUCACUUGUUGGACGCAGCUUCCUCCAUUCAGAGAAAUUGGUGAUUACAUAAAAGACAAAUACGAUGGAGCGACGGAAGUGCGAGCCAACCGUCGCGGCAAACUGCAGAUUCGCGAUCCCCGCUUCAACCUGCCAACUCCCAACGACCUCGUCUACUUGGAUGACUCGCCCAACUACUGUGUCAGGAAUACCUCCCUCGGCUCCAUGGGUACCCACGGAAGAAUCUGCAACCGGACUUCACACGGUAUGGAUGGCUGCAAGCUAAUGUGUUGUGGCAGGGGGUACAACACCCAGAAAGUCACAAUCAAAGAAAGGUGCGACUGCAAGUUCCAUUGGUGCUGCUACGUGGAGUGCAGAAUGUGCUCCAAAACAAUGGAUGUACACACUUGCAAGUGAAUCUCCACUUCUCCCUUAUAGUUUACCAUGCUGCCAACAUAAACCUAAUCCAUCAUUAUUAGUAGUAUUUAACAAGACUGUAACAUCAAUCGAAUAACUCUUACAAUUUUCUAUCUUGAAUGUACUUAGUCAAUUCUCAAGUUUCCUUGUUGUUUUCAUUGUUCGAUAUUGUAAUUUGUGUAAAUUAUUGUACAUUAUUCGAUGUGAAUCUCUGUUGUUUUGGUUUCAGUAGAUUAAUUAUUUGAAGCAUGUAGAGUUCUGUGUAAAUAUUAUGUCACUAUACUGAAUCCAGCCUAUGAGUGUGAAAUAUUCGAAAACUACUUAUUAUUUAUUAAGUUAUGUCCAUAAUGUGAAACGAUUCGACUGAAUAAAUUGUAAUUAGGAAA